AUGAAUAAUUUAAAGAUUAAGCCUCGGAUAGACCGGCAAUCCCAAACAGCGGUGCCGGUCGAAAUUGUUGGAGCGGACCAGGGUGAGACGGUUGAUCCGACUCUGGCUCCCUUUGCGUGUAUCGUGUGCGGUGUUGAAUUUAGUACCAAAACAGGUGUCGGUGUCCAUCUUAAUAAAGCUCAUGGUGUUGUGGCGAACAGCCGAAUAAACGUCGAACGUAAAAAGGUUCGAUGGACUGAUGAGGAGAAGCGCCUGGUGGCGCACAUCGAGGCGGAGGCGCAGUUUAGCGGCAUUCCUCCUUUGGGCAUAAAUGCAUAUUUAAUCAAACACCAUCCGGUUCGCACCGGCGAGUCCCUCAAGGCCCGCCGUAGGUGCGCGGAGCAUCGCCAACUUGUUGGUCGAGCGCUUCGCGCCCUCGAACGCGGCCGGAUGAGUCCUAUAAUCGACCAGAUCGAUAAUGACCCUGAGGUUGUCGUUGAAAUGCCCGCGCCGUCUUUCGAUGUCGCUGACGACGAGAAUGGUACCUCUGCCAGUGUCCGCGCGAGUACUGACCGCGAAAGCACCGCUAAAGAAGCGGCUGCUUGCGCCGUUGCCUUGCUAGCGACGGUGACCGGACACGGAGUUCAAAAACUCCUUAAGGCGGCGCAGGACCUAGUCGACCAGGAAAAGAGCCCCUCUCUCGCGAUAGCCAGUUGGUAUCGCGAGUACGGCAAGUGCGGUUUUGAAGGUUUGUCCGCGAGUGGUUCGGGUAACAUGAUACCACCGAACCACGGGAAAGGUGCGAGGCACCGGCCCGGCGCUAAAAUUACUCAUAAGUAUAAGGGUAAUAGAAAAACCUAUAAGACAAAAGCGUUGAAAGCCGCAGAGUAUAGGAGGAACGUCAAAGAAUGGAGGUUAAGGAGGAAGAUUGUCGUGGACCGUGUACUAUCAGGGGUCGAUUCAAAGGUCGUAAAACCAGCGUUCCGCGCUAUGUGUUCAUACUGGAUCCCGAUUAUCGAGGGCGCUGCUCCCGUUAACCGGAUCCAGGACCCGCCCGCACGCGUCCCUGCCCAAUACGACAUUCUAUCCCCUAUCUCGCCUGAGGAAGUGCUGACAUGCCUUCCCAGCGCGCACACUUCGCCUGGUCCGGAUGGGUUCCCGGUCAGGUUGUGGAGACGUAUCCCCAUACCUCUGUUAGCCGGCCUAUUCAACCUGAUAAACGCCAGCGGGGAGCUGCCACAUGAACUUUCGGCUUCCCGCACUAUCUUCGUGCCGAAGAAGGGUGACCCCUCGUGUCCGGAAAACUACCGCCCGAUUUCGAUCGCUUCGGUGGCGCUCCGGCACUACCAUAGAAUUUUGGCUCGCCGGCUGGAGAGUCUUUCGAUUGUCGACACAAGGCAGCGCGCGUUCCGACGUGCGGAUGGAGUUGCGGAAAAUAUCUUCCUGCUUCAUUCGUUGCUUCGGGACGCCCGCUCGUCUUGCAAGGGUCUCUGUCUCGCGUCUCUCGACUUGUCGAAGGCGUUUGAUUCAGUUGCCCACGAGUCGAUCUACGCCGCGCUGCGUGGCGCGGGCUUAUGCCCGCGCUUCGUCGAUUACCUGCGCGGGCUGUAUCUGCAAUCGGGGACCUUCAUUCAGGCGGGGGGGCAGUGCUCACGGGCCCUGUCGGUAUUGAAAGGCGUGCGUCAGGGCGACCCAUUGUCGCCGCUAUUAUUUAACGUGGUAGUAGACCAAGCGCUACGAGCAUUACCACACGCCGUUGGCUACGCGCUCGGGUCCGAGCAAGUGAGUGCCCUCGCGUUCGCGGACGAUGUAAUCCUGGUGGCUUCCACACCGUUAGGAUUGCAGCGCUCGUGCGAGGCGUUCACGGACCGGGUGGCUGUAGAUGGCUUGAGGCUGAACCCGGCGAAAAGCGCAACGCUGACCCAAAUACCGUCUGGCCGCGAUCAUAAGUUGAAGGUGGUGGAUACGGUGUACGUCCUCAACGGCGAACCCGUCCCCGCUCUCUCUGUGUCGUCGCUUUGGCGCUAUCUUGGUGUCGGCUUUGCGGGCGGUCGCCUGGAAGAGUAUGAUUGCGCGUCGUACGCCUCGGCAAUCGGUCGGCUUUCAGCCGCGCCGAUGAAGCCGCAGAUGCGGCUGGCCAUAUUACGUGAUCACCUCAUUCCGAUGUUCGUUCACGGACUGACGUUUGGGGCGGUCUCGGCCGGCAAGCUGCGUACACUGUCACACGAAACAAGACGCGCUGCUCGUUCCUGGCUAGACCUGCCAAUUUCGUGCCCCAACGCGUACAUUCACUCGCCAACAUCGGCGGGUGGCCUGGGAAUUCCCAGUCUCGAGCACAUAAUUCCGAAAUCUCGCCUAAAAAGGUAUGUAAGGCUUGAGCAGUCGUCCGUCCCGGCUGUCCGCGAAGCGUUCCGACUCCACGGGUCGAAAGCGUUAGCGGCGUCGCGGCGGGCGGUUGAAAAGAUGCAGCUCAAGCAGUCCUUUCAGACCAGCCUGCAUUCUUCGGUCGAUGGUUGUGAGCUAAAGAUGUGCCCCGAUGAGCCCGCUUCUGUUGCGUUCCUGCGAAACCAUACCGGUAUCCCCGGUAAGGAUUUCAAAAGGUACGCGCAGCUCCGGAUCAACGGGUUACCAUCACGGAAGCGCGUGAACCGAGGCCGUCGCGGUCCGACAAACUGUCGGGCUUGCGGCGCUCCCUCGGAAACGCUUGCACACAUAGUGCAGUCCUGCCAUCGGACGAAUGAGGGGCGUAUACUCCGGCACGAUUGCCUAGUUAANGCCACUGGGUGUGACGAUAAUAGAGGUCGGUUCUCCGUCAUUUGCGAUGUGCAAGUUGUGUCCGCCAACAACACAUUAGGAUGGCAUCAGAAUAAAGUCCGUAAGUACGCGGACCGCCCGGAUCUUUUGAGCGCGAUCCGGGCCCGACACCACUCGACCAACGUGCAAACGGUCGCCCUGACCAUUAAUUGGCGGGGAGUAUGGCUCGCAGAAAGCAGCCAAAGCCUCAAGGCUCUUGGACUAAGUUCGGGAUUCCUCGCGGGACUCACUACACGGGUCUUGCAGGGGUCCGUGUCCAAUUGGUACACCUUUAAUACACGCACGGACACGUACAGGCGGGUCGGCGUCGGUUGA
Molecule: messenger RNA, 3108 nt
Organism: Cinara cedri
Lineage: Eukaryota; Metazoa; Arthropoda; Insecta; Hemiptera; Aphididae
Source: the annotation of a GenBank genome assembly